Messenger RNA from Lodderomyces jiufengensis, 654 nucleotides. It is a transcript of the gene RPL10A, whose product is annotated as 60S ribosomal protein uL1. Bases 1 to 654 code for a protein of 217 amino acids. The record is from RefSeq and is a predicted model, not a curated record. Gene Ontology annotation, molecular function: structural constituent of ribosome; RNA binding. Gene Ontology annotation, cellular component: large ribosomal subunit. Gene Ontology annotation, biological process: translation. Lineage: Eukaryota; Fungi; Ascomycota; Pichiomycetes; Serinales; Debaryomycetaceae. The transcript has a single exon.
AUGUCUAAAAUCACUUCAUCUCACGUUCGUGAAAACGUUAAAAAAUUAUUAGAACAUUCUAAUGAAACUAAAAAAAGAAACUUUUUAGAAACUGUUGAAUUACAAGUUGGUUUAAAAAAUUAUGAUCCUCAAAGAGAUAAACGUUUCUCAGGUACUUUAAAAUUACCUCAAGUUCCAAGACCAAACAUGACCAUUUGUAUUUUUGGUGAUGCUUUUGAUGUUGAUAGAGCUAAAUCUUUAGGUGUUGAUGCUAUGUCAGUUGAUGAUUUAAAAAAAUUAAAUAAAAAUAAAAAAUUAAUUAAAAAAUUAGCUAAAAAAUAUAAUGCUUUUGUUGCUUCAGAAGUUUUAAUUAAACAAAUCCCAAGAUUAUUAGGUCCAACUUUAUCAAAAGCUGGUAAAUUCCCAACUCCAGUUUCUCAUAAUGAUGAUUUAUAUUCAAAAGUUACUGAUGUCAGAUCAACUAUUAAAUUUCAAUUGAAAAAAGUUUUAUGUUUAGCUGUUGCUAUUGGUAAUGUUGAAAUGGAAGAAGAUGUUUUAGUUAAUCAAAUUAUGAUGGCUGCUAAUUUCUUAGUUUCAUUAUUAAAGAAAAACUGGCAAAAUGUUGGAUCAUUAGUUAUUAAAUCAACUAUGGGUCCAUCAUUCAGAAUCUAUUAG